ACUGUCUACACCGGCUCCAUCACCCACUACACCGUCGGUCUCGGUGCCUGCGGCUGGACCAACUCUGACAACGACCCCGUCGUCGCUCUCUCCGCUGGCAACAUGGGUGCUCAGAGCAACGGCAACGAGUGGUGCGGCAAGAACAUCACCAUCUCGUACGCCGGCAACGAGGUCCAGGCCUACAUUGUCGACAAGUGCCCUGGCUGCAAGCCUUGGUCCCUUGACCUGUCUCCUUCCCUCUUCCAGAGCCUUGCUCCUCAGGUUGAUGGUACCACCGACGGUGUCAAGUGGUGGGUCAACUAA
Aplosporella prunicola CBS 121167 is the source of this 303-nucleotide messenger RNA. RefSeq lists its product as uncharacterized. NCBI's taxonomy places the organism in Eukaryota, Fungi, Ascomycota, Dothideomycetes, Botryosphaeriales, Aplosporellaceae. The transcript has a single exon. The record is from RefSeq and is a predicted model, not a curated record. The annotation marks the transcript as partial.